AUGGCUGGUGUAUUGACAAGAAAUAAAUCAAAAUGUUUAAUUUUUGGAGAUGCUAAAGAACUUAGUAAUAAUGUACUACCAACUUAUGAAGACGUUAUGCAAUAUUAUUUAUAUGUAAAACAUCAACUUAAACCCGAUAUUACUUCAAAAGAGCCAAGUGUAAGCUCUAUAGCUGAAAUUGUAGCAACUAAUAUAGAAAAUAUAUGGCACAAAGCAUCAAUUCCAAUAGUAUCACACACGCGAGUAUUACAAUUAAUUAAAACGUACCAUGACAAGUAUCGGAAUAUACUAAAGUCAGCGAAGGGCAGGGGAUAUUGUGAGACGUAUAAAAAAAAAGUGGAAAAACUCCAAACUGAAGCAAGAAGUAGUCUUUUUGACAUUGCGGCAUGUAAAUGUAUUGAUUUUAGUACUUGUACAUGUGAAAAAUCUCGAAAAGUUCCACAUAUUGAACAAAUAUUUAUUAAAGAUCAAAGAACAACCAGAAAAAUGUUUAUAUCUUUAGUUGACAUUUCAACUACUAAAAAGUUUCAAAAAAAAGCUAUAAGAAAAGAAGUUGAUGCAAAUCGAAUUGAAAGGCAUAAGUUAUUAGAAACUUAUGAUAAAUCUAAAUUAGAUGAAGUUAAUAUUGAAUUUGAUGAAUCUGUUGAAAUUAAUGAUGAAUAUAAUAAUUCUGACGAAGAUUUUACAAUAACUUCAAAACCAUCAACAUCGUCAUCUAAUAUAAAAAACUCACAGAUGAGACUUAAGUUACCGGCUCUAGCUUUGGCUUGCGAUAGAACUGGAAUUUCAGAUGGAUCAGCUGCUAAAAUUGCAAGUGCUGUACUUCAGGAUAUUGGUAUUAUUUCAGUCGAUAAUAAAAACAGUGUUGUAGAUAGAAUGAAAGUCCGAAGAGCAAGAGAAAAAAAACGUUUAGAUUUACAAAAACUAGAAAAUGAACUUAUUUUAGGAUUAUAUUUUGAUGGGCGUAAAGAUAAAACUAUAAUAAAUCAUCAAGAGGGAACUAAAUAUUAUAGAAAAAUUAUCACUGAAGAACAUAUAUCACUUAUUCAAGAACCAGGAUCGAAAUACAUUGGCCAUACAACACCAACAAGCGGAUCUGCUUUAGAAAUUAAAAAUAGUAUUAUUCAUUUUUUGGAAACAAAUAAUUUAAGUACUUCACAAAUUAUUGCAAUUGGUUGUGAUGGCACAGUUACCAACACCGGUUUUAAAACAGGAGUAAUUCGUCAAAUAGAAGAAUAUUUAAAAAAACCUCUGCAGUGGCUUGUUUGUUUACUCCAUGCUAACGAGCUUCCCUUGCGUCAUUUAUUCAAUCACCUAGAUGGGAAAACAUCAGGGCCAAUUGGAUUUUCCGGAUCACUAGGCAAACAAUUAGAAAUAUGUCACAAACUUCCAGUAGUUAAAUUUGUUCGUAUUGAAGGCAACUUACCUUUUUUAAAAAAUGAAGUUGAUUUAAGCAGUGAUCAAAAAUAUUUGUUUGAAAUAUGUCAAAGUAUUUCUAGUGGUAAGUGUAGUAUUGAUUUAUCUAGAAGAAAUCCAGGGAAGCUAGCCCACUCUAGGUGGCUUACUACUGCAAAUCGAAUUUUACGUCUAUAUAUUAGUACGAGUUCUCCAACAGAAAAUUUGAAAAUUUUAACAGAAUUUAUUUUAAAAGUGUAUGGUCCCAUGUGGUUUCAUAUAAAAAUUAAUCCAUUUUGUAUAUCUGGAUCAAAACAUCUUUGGAGGACCAUAAAAUUUUCACGGUAUCUACCUAAUAACUUAUUAAAAAUUAUUGACCCUGUUAUUCAACGAAAUGCGUAUUUUGGCUCACCUGAAAAUAUACUGAUAUGUAUGUUACUCGAUAAUCGUUACGCCAUCAGAAAAAAAGCUUUGUCCAAAAUUAUUAAUGCUCGGCAGAAUAAAAAUGAUCAAUCGAUUCGCUCUUUUGAAAUCCCACCGUUAAAUUUUAAUGCUACAGACUACGUUGAACUAAUUGAUUGGGGAAAAACUCAAGUCACUGAACCUCCACUUACAUCAAACAUUGAUCAAGACACCUUAAGACAGAUUGUAUUAAGUCACAAGAAGAACACCUUAGAAAUUUUUUAUUUACCUUGUCAUACACAAGCUGUUGAAAGAAGCGUAAAAUUAGUAACAGAAGCAUCAGCAGCUGUAUGCGGACAAGCUAGAAGGGAUGGUGUUAUAAGGGCUAGGAUUGAGUCUCGUAGGAUUAUGCCUCAUUUUAAUUCCAAAAAAUAUUUUCAAUUUAAUUAA
Messenger RNA from Daktulosphaira vitifoliae (grape phylloxera), 2247 nucleotides. RefSeq lists its product as uncharacterized. The transcript is spliced from 2 exons. The record is from RefSeq and is a predicted model, not a curated record. Lineage: Eukaryota; Metazoa; Arthropoda; Insecta; Hemiptera; Phylloxeridae. The coding region runs from base 1 to 2247 and encodes 748 amino acids.